Messenger RNA from Pelobates cultripes (western spadefoot toad), 861 nucleotides. The record is from the annotation of a GenBank genome assembly. Lineage: Eukaryota; Metazoa; Chordata; Amphibia; Anura; Pelobatidae.
AUGGCGACCUCAUCCACUAAAUGGCGACCUCAUCCAAUAAAUGGCGACCUUACCUACCUAUACACUGAGCCAUAUCCAAUAAAUGGCGACCAUUCCCAGCCGUACACUGAGCCUCAUCCAAUAAAUGGCGACCAUUCCCAGCCGUACACUGAGCCUCAUCCAAUAAAUGGCGACCAUUCCCAGCCAUACACUGAGCAUUAUUCACUAAAUGGCGACCAUUCCCAGCCAUACACUGAGCCUUAUCCACUAAAUGGCGACCAUUCCCAGCCAUACACUGAGCCUUAUCCACUAAAUGGCGACCAUUCCCAGCCAUACACUGAGCCUUAUCCACUAAAUGGCGACCAUUCCCUGCUAUACACUGAGCCUUAUUCACUAAAUGGCGACCAUUCCCAGCUAUACACUGAGCCUUAUUCACUAAAUGGCGACCAUUCCCAGCCAUACACUGAGCCUUAUCCACUAAAUGGCGACCAUUCCCAGCCAUACACUGAGCCUUAUCCGCUAAAUGGCGACCAUUCCCUGCUAUACACUGAGCCUUAUUCACUAAAUGGCGACCAUUCCCUGCUAUACACUGAGCCUUAUUCAGUAAAUGGCGACCAUUCCCUGCUAUACACUGAGCCUUAUCCAAUAAAUGGCGACCAUCCCCAGCUAUACACUGAGCCUUAUCUGCUAAAUGGCGACCAUUCCCAGCUAUACACUGAGCCUUAUUCUGUAAAUGGCGACCAUUCCCUGCUAUACGCUGAGCAUUAUUCAAUAAAUGGCGCCCAUUCCCUGCUAUACACUGAGCCUUAUCCACUAAAUGGCAACCAUUCCCUGCUAUACACUGAGCAUUAUUCGCUAUAUGGCGACCUACAUAUACACUGA